CAGUUCAUAAUGGCCGCGCACAAGUUCAAUCCGUGCCGGAUGUCGCUUUUCAAGCGCACUGUAAGAAAAAGCGUCGAUUAUCUGUUGUGAUUCACGCGGUUCAUCAUCGAACCAUGGCCGACGAUGAAGGGGACGACGAGGUUUACGUCGUCGUGGAGCUCACCGGCGUCAUAGACAGCCAAGUGAUGGACCUGGCCGGCAAACAGUGCGCCGUUCUCGGCGUCGACACACCAGAACCUAUGCUGAAGCUCGGCUCGUACCUUUUUACGGGCGAAUAUAAGGACACCAUCGGGACGUGCGUGCUCUUCGAGGAGAUCGAAACAGCCACUGGUGAAGACACCAACUGGACUUCUGAGGCCAGUGGCAGUGGCUGCCGGCCGAAACGGCAGAAACCACAGAAAGAGCUCAGGUAUUUCGGCAAAACCGAAAAGCGGCUCGACAUGAAGACAUCUUUUCUGCAAGAAAAGGCGGCCGUUAGGGCUGCCGAAUUAAUGCGGGAAGCAGAGAAGCCUGACCAAGAAGACUCGAAGCCUGACCAAGAAGAAUCGCCGACAGAGAUGGCGGUGGACGAUAGCUGAGAAUGGGUCGUUGUGGGCCUCUGCAUUGACAAAGUCCGAACUUUCGAGAAUGUGUCUGGACAAGUAUCGUGCCUGCCACGUGCGUGCUGUGGUGCUCGCUCCUCAGCUUGUGCCUACCUCAUAUUCGUCCUGUCAAGUCGUGCGGCGUCAGUGCGCAGCGGCGCGAAUGUUCGGCAGUUUCAAAUUUGUUGUCGAAGUCGUUUCCUCUGCGCUCUGCUCCGCUGUACUUGUGCCCGCCUGAGCGACUGUUUUGCAUUUCGACAUUGUUGCGACAGGUCGCGUAAGGCAAACAUUCGGUAAAGUUUCUACAACGUGCGUUAUUGACCCCCUUUUUUACCUAACGAACGCCUGACUCAAAGUCUGAUUCACUCAUCUUCACGAGAGCUGCGAACCCUGUAAAUAGCACACUGGCUGCAUCAGUUACCCGGUGGCAAUCCACAGAAAUUAUGUCGUGCUCCAACGGCUUUUUGACCGUUAAUGGACUCGCUACUUGCCAUGCACUUAUAAUUGUCAAAAAGGGUGGCAGGAGCAAUGUGCUUUCUGCCCGAUCCUUUCUGCCUAGAAUGUGAUUUCCCAUCCAAGCACGGUACGUGGAACACCAGAAUGCCUUGUCAUACUUAUUGUGCGAACUUCAAAAACUACUCCUGGAAGCCCUUCAUUUCAUGUGGCAUGUUAUCGUGUGGGCAAAUUUAGCUGCCUGCUGCAGUGAAUGAAUGUACCAUGCCUCCGGUAACUUGUAUAUAGUUAGUACACGUGCCCACAUAAGAUGUGGCAGUGUACAGACCUUCAAACCAAGUAAACGUGAAGUGUAGAGAAAUUGUGCAGCUUGUGCUGCAUUCUUUUUCAAGAACAUUUGGCAAUACUUUACGCGUAACGCAAUGCAUACUGUUUCGCUUCGAUAGUGAUCAGCCCCUGUCACCAUCACAUUGUCCUUGCCGCCCUUCAUGUCAAUGUUAACGUACUGAAGUGUGUGACUUGAAGAUGAAGACAGAUUAUAUCCUUGCCAACAGACUUA
Dermacentor albipictus is the source of this 1593-nucleotide messenger RNA. Its product is annotated as general transcription factor 3C polypeptide 6. The record is from RefSeq and is a predicted model, not a curated record. Gene Ontology annotation, biological process: transcription by RNA polymerase III. NCBI's taxonomy places the organism in Eukaryota, Metazoa, Arthropoda, Arachnida, Ixodida, Ixodidae. Gene Ontology annotation, cellular component: transcription factor TFIIIC complex.